Cetraspora pellucida is the source of this 1353-nucleotide messenger RNA. NCBI's taxonomy places the organism in Eukaryota, Fungi, Glomeromycota, Glomeromycetes, Diversisporales, Gigasporaceae. The record is from the annotation of a GenBank genome assembly.
AUGGAUCGCCCAAAUAGAAGACAACAAUUAAAUAAAUUAAGACAAAAAGAAAUUUUGGAUGAGCUUCGGCAAAAGCGGAAUAAAUUGAAUGAAAAACGACAUAUAGAACCAGAAGAAGGUGAGGAAGACAUCGUUAAAUCAAACACUUUAAUAAAAAGAGCUUCAGGAAAGCGUCGCAAAGGUGAACCGGAAUCUUCGAGUGACAAAGCUUGUAAUGGACUUCCAGUCAAAGUAGAAGGAAAAAAGUUAUUUAACCUCAUUCGGCAUUCACGGGAAAUUGUAGAUUCUAUGAAUUGCCGAGAAGCAAGAUUUUAUAUAAAAUAUUUCGCUGAGGAUGACGAUGAAAUUAGUGAAAUAAGUUUAAUGUAUCCAGGAUGGGAAGGACUUGAAUCAUUUGCACUUGCUACACUUUCCAGAAACAAAGACAAAGACAAUGAAUACCUUCCGAUGAAAGACUUGAAAUCUACAGUCAACCUAAUAAUUGAUCACGUAUUAGCGGAUGAUAUUUCUGAAAUGUUUAAGACUUCUCUAAAAAACCAAUCAGUACAACUUACCAUAAACAAUUCGAUUAAAAACCGCCUGCUCGACGAGUUACAUGAUGGCAUACAAAGAUACAACAAAAUCAUAAUGGACAUUCGCAAAAAUUCGAGAAAGUUAUGGUCGAAAUAUAUUAUUGAGAGAAACACAGCCGAGCCUCAAUACAUUCAAAUAGUAAAUCACGUGAUAGGACAAACUUAUGACCGAAUUAUCGGUCCUCGCGUGGAGCGACUAACAAAUAUUACUUCUAAUCUUGACUUAAAUUAUGGGGAACUUAAUGCAGACUUUAUACAUGACAUUAUCGUCAAGACAAAAAUUAAAAAUAGUACCAUUUUUGUUGAUUUGGGUAGUGGCAUAGGAAACACGAUUUUGUAUGCAAGCAUUGCCACUGGAUGCACUGGAUAUGGGUAUGAGUUGCAGCAAAAGCUUGUUGAUCUUGCCAACGAGCAAUUUAAGGAGAUUAUGACCCGAGGAAAAUUAUAUGGAUUAGAAAUAGGUCGAGUUGAAUUUUUAUCGGGUGACUUUAAAGAUAUUUAUAUCAACCAUCCAGGUUUUAUUAAUAUUUUAUACUCUGCGGAUGUUAUUUUGGCUAAUAACCGGACCUUUUCACCGGAGACAAACCAAUUUUUGUAUAAUCUUUUUCUCGGCCUAAAAAAAGGUGCUAAAGUCGUAUCCUUAGAGUCUUUCGAGGGGUUUGAGCCUCGUGGAAAACAAAGUGAACGCGUAUUCUCUAAUAUUAAGUCAUUUAGAUAUAAAGAGAAUUGGGUUUCGUGGACUCAUAGUGACGGAAAAUUUUACAUUGCUACACAUGUUUAA